AUGAGGAAGGUGGCUGUGGGGGCAGCGGUGGUGUGCGCGGCGGCGGUAUGUGCUGCGGCGGCGCUGGUGGUGCGCCACCGAAUGAAGAGCUCCGGGCGGUGGGCCAAAGCCAUCUCCAUAUUAAAAGAGUUGCAAGAGAAGUGUGAGACCCCGACGGGAAAGCUCUGCCAGGUGGCCGACGCCAUGACGGUAGAGAUGCACGCCGGACUCGCCUCCGAAGGCGGUAGCCAUCUCAAGAUGAUCAUCAGCUACGUCGAUAACCUACCCACCGG
Molecule: messenger RNA, 272 nt
Organism: Ilex paraguariensis (yerba mate)
Lineage: Eukaryota; Viridiplantae; Streptophyta; Magnoliopsida; Aquifoliales; Aquifoliaceae
Source: the annotation of a GenBank genome assembly